Sinocyclocheilus grahami is the source of this 395-nucleotide messenger RNA. Its product is annotated as polyphosphoinositide phosphatase-like. Gene Ontology annotation, biological process: phosphatidylinositol dephosphorylation. The annotation marks the transcript as partial. The transcript has 2 exons. Gene Ontology annotation, cellular component: intracellular membrane-bounded organelle. The record is from RefSeq and is a predicted model, not a curated record. Lineage: Eukaryota; Metazoa; Chordata; Actinopteri; Cypriniformes; Cyprinidae. Gene Ontology annotation, molecular function: phosphatidylinositol-3,5-bisphosphate 5-phosphatase activity.
UUGUGACAUAUUACAGGUCAGAAAUCAUUUUUCGUGUUGUUUUGAAAGACGGGGGUUUUGAGGACGAACUGCGUGGACUGUCUGGAUCGGACCAACACCGCUCAGUUCAUGGUGGGUAAAUGUGCUCUGGCGUAUCAGCUCUACGCUCUCGGGAUGAUCGACAAACCCAAGCUUCAGUUCGACACGGACUGCAUCAGGUUGUUUGAGGAGCUGUACGAGGAUCACGGCGACACGCUGUCUUUACAGUACGGAGGAUCUCAGCUGGUGCAUCGGGUGAAGACGUACCGUAAGAUCGCGCCCUGGACGCAGCACUCCAAAGACAUCAUGCAGACGCUCUCCCGUUACUAUAGCAACGCCUUCUCAGGUAAACACCUGGAUGCUGCUUUCAUGCUGUG